Molecule: messenger RNA, 2336 nt
Organism: Astyanax mexicanus (Mexican tetra)
Lineage: Eukaryota; Metazoa; Chordata; Actinopteri; Characiformes; Acestrorhamphidae
Gene: tnfsf12
Product: TNF superfamily member 12
Exons: 6
Coding region: 585-1301 (238 amino acids)
Biological process (GO): immune response
Cellular component (GO): membrane
Molecular function (GO): tumor necrosis factor receptor binding; receptor ligand activity
Source: RefSeq, a predicted model, not a curated record
ACUCUCUCUCUUUUUUUCCACUGUGUGCGCAGUGCUGCUCUCGUUGUGCUUCUGCUGCUCUGCGUUUCUAAGCUCUUGAACUUAAAGAGACGCUUUCCAAAUUUCAAACACGACUUUUCACCGACUACGAGCGGCAGCGCUUCACACGGACAGCGCGCGACAUCUUUCCUUUUUUUGUAAACUGCAGUUGCUGCAAUUUGCCUUUUUUUUCUUUUUCUUUUUUCUGUGGUUUCCACUUGCCGAAGCUUUUUUUUUCGUGGCACGCGCUUUCGUGCGCUGAUGUCCGUCGUCGUUUUGCGGCGGUUUUAGGGCUGCAGCGCGCGGCCAACAUCUGCGAUGGCGCUUAAAAGUUCGGUGCAGUGAGUGAGUGAGAGCGCGCGCGCUCGAGCGAGCUCGGCAACAACCUGUGGCAAACUAAACAAACGCACACCCCACGCACCCACUCAUACACGUGCACGCGCGCACUCACACAUAGCUAGCUAGCGACAAACCCCCCCCCCCGCCCCCCCCCCCGAAAUGUGCACGUGCUGUGCGUCUGGAGCGCGCGCCGCGGGAGUCUUCUCGGCGUGCUGCUGAGAGCCGCCAUGCAGCGCCUCGUGCUCCGGAGACGCGGGCGCGCGCUACGCCUCGCCUGCUCGCUCGUUGCGGUGGCGGCGCUCGCGCUGGCCGUCUGCAGCGCGCUGCUCACUGCGUGGACGUGGCGGCAGAGCAGGGAACUCAGCAGGUCCGUGCAGAGCCUGCAGGAGAGACUGGAGCAGGUCAAUAUGCAGCGCAAGGCUAUUGUCCAGCUCUUCCUGGAGAAGAGGGUAUUGUUUGAGAGCCAACGAGUGAGGAGAGAAGUAGCAGGUAAAAAGAAAGAAGGAAAAGGAAAAAAAGUGGCCUCACAUUUUGAGAUAACCAAAGAUUCUCUCCAAAAAGUGGGGAUUGAAGGAGUCAUUAAGGGCUGGACUGAACAGCAACUGAAUAUGGCCCAAGCCGUAGACUAUAACGCAGACAACGGCACAUUCAAAGUGAAGCGGAAGGGUGUCUAUUUUCUUUAUUGUCAAGUGCACUUCAAUGAGAAUCAGAGUCAGUAUGUGAAGCUGGAAGUGUCUGUCCCGAAAGGCCCCUCACUGCAGUGCAUGGAGGGAUAUGGCACAACUCCAGCAGCCGGCUCGCACCAGUUCCACUUCCUGAAGCCCUGCCAGGUUUCUGGCCUGCUGCACCUAGACGAGGGGGCCGAGCUGAAAGCUGUGACUGGAAGCUCCUUCACUCUGCAGGUCUCAGGCAAACAUUACUUUGGCCUCUUCAAGGUGAACUAGGGGACAGCUGUCGACUACAUUUCAUUUUCGGAGGGAAAUGACAGUCACUAGUCACUGGCUCCAAGGACUGUUACUGCUAUUGUUUCAUUACACCUGCAUCUGCCUUACGUCUUCAUUAAGCCUGAUGCCUCUGCUUCUGGUCGAGCCCGUGCAGUUGGGGGCAUUGUAUUGUCUGGACUGAGAAAGGGAUGUUUCCAGUGGCACCUGUCUGAGUUUAAAUGAUGACUGUGCAUGCGAUGGUGCAUGGCAUAAAUAAAGGAUCAAUCAGGAUUUUGGAAGACGAGGAAACCUAGACUGUUGGUUCGUUUCUUCAGUGGAUCUAUUUUAGACUGACUUGGUCUGGACACUAAGUGGCCAAAAAGGUGUGCUUAGAAGUGUAGCAUUUAAUUGUAACAUACUAGAGACAUUGCUCCUGGACCAAGGCUGCCUUAGAGUGUGGCACAGUCAGACCGAACACAUGGCUGGGGCCACUGGACAUGGUAGCUUUUACCACUGAUUGCUGGGCUGGACCUAAAUAUUGCGUGCUGAACUGCAUAGGCCAACUAUGGGGUUGGUUUUUUGGAAAAAAAAAAAAAAAUGUUUUGGCUUUGGGACAAGGAUUUUAAGUAACCAACGAUGCACCAAAUAACCCUCUGUUUUAUACUGACCUUCACAGACACUUUUCCCUAUUAAAUCUGACAUUUUUUGCUUUCUACAGUGUCUACAGUACUGUACUGUAAAGAGGUUUUGAAUUCAGAUUGUGAAAUUACAGUACGGGUUGGCGGCUCUGGGUUCGUUGAUGGAUAUGAAUCUUCUAAUGUCACAAAAUGCAUUUUUGUUUUUCUGUUUUUAAUACAGUGCACCGUUUUAUACAUUUUUUUAAAGGAAAAGUUACAGACUCUUAUACUGUCAUUAUUUGCAUUUAUUCUUACUGAUUAGUGAUGUAUGAAAAAGCUAGUGUUUCAUUGUGACCAAAAAUAUAUAUAAAUGUCUCUUGGCCUUAAGGCUUUUAUAAGUAUUGCCAUAACUGUUAAUUAAAACUGAAAUGGAAACUUU